CCGUGCGAGCGUUUCGCCAUCCCCGCCGGCGCCCGUGGUGGGGAGACUCGGCAGCCCCCCUUCUUUUCUCUUCCUCUCCCCUCGGCAGUUUGCUGAUGUGCAGCCCGACUCCAUCGCCCAGUAGCAGGCGCAGGAGCAGUCGCAGGAUCGGGAGCAGCGGGAGGCGCUCGGCGGAACGGACUGCUAAGACUUGGCUCAGCCGCCGAGCCCGGGCAGGAGCAACCUCGGGGGGCCCUUGGCUGCUGCUACGACAGCGGUGGCGGGAGAAUUUGCAAGAGGAGCGGCGGCGGCGGCGGCGGCGGCAACAUCAGCCAGCCCGGAAAGUUUGCUUGGCCGCUGACAGAGGCGAGGGAAGCGAGUCGCCGUGAAGGGCAGGCGAAACGCGCCUCUUGGCUCGGCAAUUUGCCGGAGCGGAGAAGAGGUCCCUUCCCACCCAGGGUGGAAGCACCGCAUUCAGCUCCAGCAUCAUCCCCGGGGGGAGCCUGUGGCUGCGAGCGAGAAAGCCGCCGAGUUGCAAAUCUGGACAGCGGAGUCAGCGCCGCCACCCCGAGUUCAUCUCGCGAUUCCCCCCCGCGCGCCCCGGCGUGUUUCAUCUCCUUCCUUGGGUGAGAAUGAAAAUGCUUUGCUGGAGGAUGGCUGUGUGGCUGGCUGGGAUGACCCUCGGGGGCAAGCUGUCCCGGUGCUCCGGCCUCGAUUAUGACUACCCUUACGAGUUCACCGAAGAGGAUAAGGCUGAGGCGAUAGAUUAUAAGGACCCUUGCAAAGCCGCUGUCUUUUGGGGAGAUAUUGCCUUAGAUGAUGAAGACUUAAAAAUCUUUCAGAUUGACAGGACAAUUGAUCUCACGCAACAUUCAAACGAAAGACUUGGACAUAAUACAGGUGGCUUCGGAGAGAGUGAAACAUCCAAAAAAAGUGAUGCCCUCUAUCAACUUAUAGACAGGAUAAGAAGAUUUGGCUCAGGUUUUGAUGAAAAUAAUGCAACUAAGGGAAAAUCAGCCCUAACAUUCUCAGGAAGCUACGAGAGAAAAAGGUUUCCCAGAGCAGCUACAUCACGGACAGAAAGAAUAUGGCCAGGAGGUGUCAUUCCAUAUGUUAUAGGAGGGAAUUUCACUGGUAGCCAGCGAGCAAUGUUCAAGCAGGCAAUGCGGCACUGGGAAAAAUAUACCUGUGUUACAUUCAUUGAACGAAGUGAUGAAGAAAGUUACAUUGUAUUUACAUACAGGCCUUGUGGGUGCUGUUCUUAUGUAGGCCGAAGGGGUAAUGGUCCUCAGGCAAUAUCUAUCGGUAAGAACUGUGAUAAAUUUGGAAUUGUUGUUCAUGAGCUGGGACAUGUAAUAGGAUUUUGGCAUGAACAUACAAGACCAGACAGAGAUGAUCAUGUAAGCAUCAUCAGAGAAAACAUCCAGCCAGGUCAAGAAUACAACUUUUUGAAGAUGGAGCCUGGGGAAGUGAAUUCUUUAGGGGAACCAUAUGAUUUUGAUAGUAUUAUGCAUUAUGCCAGGAACACCUUCUCAAGGGGCAUGUUUCUGGAUACCAUACUUCCUUCCCGUGAUGACAACGGUAUACGACCUGCCAUUGGUCAGCGUACCCGAUUAAGUAAAGGUGAUAUUGCGCAAGCAAGAAAGCUGUACAGAUGUCCAGCAUGUGGUGAAACAUUGCAAGAGUCCACAGGCAACUUUUCCUCUCCUGGGUUUCCAAAUGGCUACCCUUCGUACACACACUGCAUAUGGAGAAUCUCAGUGACACCUGGAGAGAAGAUUGUCUUAAACUUCACUACAAUGGACCUCUAUAAAAGCAGCCUCUGCUGGUAUGACUACAUCGAAGUAAGAGAUGGCUACUGGAGAAAAUCAUCUCUGCUUGGUAGGUUCUGUGGUGACAAGCUCCCAGAAGUCCUUACAUCUAGUGACAGUCGAAUAUGGAUAGAGUUCCGUAGCAGCAGUAACUGGGUAGGAAAAGGCUUUGCAGCCAUUUAUGAAGCAAUUUGUGGAGGUGAAAUACACAAAAAUGAAGGCCAGAUCCAGUCUCCUAAUUAUCCUGAUGACUACAGACCAAUGAAGGAAUGUGUGUGGAAAAUAACGGUGUCAGAGAACUACAAUGUCGGAUUAACCUUUCAGGCAUUUGAGAUUGAGAGACAUGACAACUGUGCCUAUGAUUACUUAGAAGUCCGAGAUGGAACGAGUGAAAGCAGUCCUUUGGUUGGCCACUUUUGUGGUUAUGAUAAACCAGAAGACAUAAGAUCUACCUCCAAUACCCUGUGGAUGAAGUUUGUUUCUGAUGGAACAGUCAACAAAGCAGGGUUUGCUGCUAACUUUUUUAAAGAGGAAGAUGAAUGUGCCAAACCUGAUAAUGGUGGAUGUGAACAGCGGUGUGUUAAUACACUGGGCAGCUACCAAUGUGCUUGUGAUCCAGGGUAUGAGCUUGGGCCUGAUAAGAAGAGUUGUGAAGCUGCUUGUGGAGGACUUUUGACAAAACUGAAUGGAACCAUUACAACACCAGGAUGGCCCAAAGAAUAUCCUCCAAACAAAAACUGUGUGUGGCAAGUGGUGGCUCCUACCCAAUACAGAAUCUCAGUGAAGUUUGAAUUUUUUGAAUUGGAAGGAAAUGAAGUUUGCAAAUACGAUUAUGUAGAAAUCCGCAGUGGCCUUUCUUCUGAUUCCAAACUGCAUGGCAAAUUUUGUGGUACAGAAGUGCCUGAAGUUAUUACAUCACAAUACAACAACAUGAGAAUUGAGUUCAAAUCUGAUAACACAGUUUCAAAAAAAGGUUUCAAGGCCCACUUCUUUUCAGACAAGGACGAAUGUUCUAAGGACAACGGUGGCUGCCAGCACGAAUGCAUCAACACUGUCGGAAGCUAUGUGUGUCAGUGCCGCAAUGGAUUCGUGCUACAUGAAAACAAACAUGAUUGCAAAGAAGCCGAGUGUGAACAGAAGAUCCAUAGUCCAAGUGGAAUUAUCACAAGCCCUAACUGGCCGGACAAGUACCCAAGUAGGAAGGAAUGUACAUGGGAAAUCAGUGCCACUCCAGGACACAGAGUCAAAAUAAUUUUUAAUGAAUUUGAAAUAGAACAACAUCAAGAAUGUGCUUAUGACCAUCUGGAGGUGUUUGAUGGAGAAACAGAAAAAUCACCAAUUCUUGGACGUUUAUGUGGAAAUAAGAUACCAGAUCCUCUUGUUGCCACAGGAAAUAAAAUGUUCCUUCGAUUUAUUUCUGAUGCUUCAGUACAGAGGAAAGGCUUCCAAGCUACACACACUACAGAGUGUGGUGGUCGUCUGAAAGCUGAAAGCAAAACAAGAGACCUUUACUCUCAUGCUCAGUUUGGUGAUAACAACUAUCCAGUUCAAGCGGACUGUGAGUGGCUAAUAGCAACGGAUCGUGGCUAUCGAAUAGAAUUAAUUUUCCAGACUUUUGAGGUGGAAGAAGAGGCCGACUGUGGUUAUGACUACUUAGAACUUUUUGAUGGCCAUGAUAUGUCUUCUCUGAGGCUUGGCCGGUUUUGUGGAUCAGGGCCACCUGAAGAAGUUUAUUCGGCUGGGGACACUAUCCUGCUCCAUUUUCACACGGAUGAUACAAUCAACAAGAAAGGAUUCCAUAUACGAUACAGAAGUAUAAAGCGCCAAGACAAUGUUCACACCAAAAAAUAGCACAAGAUCCCUUAGAUCACCAUAAAAAGAGACAGAGAGAGAAAUGUUAUGGAGAAAGAGCGUUUUUUUUAAACUGACGUUAUCAUCAAACAAAAACUGAAGGAGAACUCAUGCACCCAAAAGCAUCUCACUGUUAAAUACUGUUCCUAAUUUAGAGGAAAAGACCUUCUAGUGAUGACGUGUGGUCUCCAUGUGUGGCUUUCCGAAACAGCUGUCAAGGAAUACUGCAUGUUUCCAAGGAGACCACAAGAGCUUUGAUCACAGCUUGACAAAAGUCAUUGUUGCCUGCCUAUUCAGCCACUCCGAUUCAGGUGAAGUGACCCUGGAGACUGUUCUUCCUUUUGACAAUUGUCUGGUGUCCAGGAGGAUGGAGAAAAGCUCACCUUCUGCAGGUCAUGCACUCAAAAUACUGUCCAUGCAUCUUUUUUGCUCUGAUUGUUUUGCUGCCUAUCGAGGAUACAGUUUGUACAAGAUGAGAGAUUGUUCAGUUCUUGUCAUUCUUCUAUCCCAUUAACAUAUUUAAUGUAAUGAAAACUGGAAUACUACAUCUACACAAUCAUUUGACCUUUAGAAUGUGUUGAGUGUAGCAACAUAUUGGAAUGUCUGCAGCUUUUUAUGUUUAUCGUAAUUACUAUUCCAUCAAGAAUAUGGACACUGUCCGUGACUGAAAAUGCUGGGAUUCUUAUUGCAGAAGGACUCUGUAUCUGCCAACCUCUUAAAUUUUACACUGAGGGUCUUAAGACCACAGUGUGACACUUUGCAUGACUUCUGCAGCCCUUUGUCCAGUGAGCAAAAGAAAUAAUCAGGACCAGAAUAAUUUCAAAACUCCAGUUACGGAUUUCAUUUUGGUUGUAAUGAGCUGCUAAUCUGCAUUCCUUGAAAAUGUUUGUGAAUGAGCUUAUUAUCUUUUAAACUAGUCAAAAAAAAAAUGAAAGAGAAAGUGGGUUCCAAAAGACCAAUCAGUUAAAAGGAAAAAAGUUUAUUUUCUGGAAACAAGACUUUUGUGGUGGCAAUUUCUAUGGUGCUAUUCGAUGAACAAUUUUUUUAAAGGAUGUUUUAGACCUUUGAGCCAACAACUUGCAGAUCAUGAAUGUCUCACUAUGCCUGGCUGCAUCUUAAGAAGAAGAGACUUUCUGAGCAUGUGAAAAAAGAUGGUUGCAACAGCAGCACUAACCUUGUGGAACAACUACUACUAUUGCCUUAGAAUUCUUGCACAUGAUCAAACAGAUCUUCCUGUAGAUACAUCAGAUUUGAUAAAGAACUUGACAACUUGAACAUUUUAAACAUGUAUUCACAAAAGUGAUCCUCAAGUAAAUUCUCGUCUACAGAGUAAGAUCAUCAGUUGUAAAUACAGUGGACUUGCUACCAGUGUAGAAAAAUAUUACUUUUAGAAUGAAUCACUGUAUGCGCUUUAGGCCAUACAUGGCUUUAGCCACAAUGUAUAUGCAUCCUGUCAUUAUGUAUGAAUGAAUGCUUUAAGAGAGCAAGAUGUAUUGUGUAUGGAUGAACAGGUAAAUUGUUCUUCAUGUGCCAAGUUCUACCAGAAUCUGGAUUGACUGUAGCAACUUUCUUUAAAGGAUUCACAAGCAGAUAAUGAGGUCUUCAAUAAUGAACUGAGAGCUAAUGAAAUAUUGUGCUCAUUUCAAAGACAUAUUUUGAUAUCAUUUGGCAUUUGUUGCUACUCAGCUGAGUUUUUGUUUCCUUACUCUGACCAUACACUGGCAUUAAUAAAUGUUUUUUUUAUAAAAUAAAUAAACAUAAGCAUGUGUAGG
Messenger RNA from Sphaerodactylus townsendi, 5413 nucleotides. RefSeq names its product tolloid like 1 (gene TLL1). The transcript is spliced from 21 exons. The record is from RefSeq and is a predicted model, not a curated record. The coding region runs from base 612 to 3641 and encodes 1009 amino acids. NCBI's taxonomy places the organism in Eukaryota, Metazoa, Chordata, Lepidosauria, Squamata, Sphaerodactylidae. Gene Ontology annotation, biological process: proteolysis. Gene Ontology annotation, molecular function: zinc ion binding; serine-type endopeptidase activity; metalloendopeptidase activity.